GGGGUAGAUUUAGUGCCGUGCUGGAUGAAACAACCCCCCACUUACUGACCGAGGGGGAAAGUAGCCUAAUGGGAAGAAAAGAGGGGGUGUCGCACUGUUCAUUUAACACUCGAGCAGGAAGCAUUCCGGGAGCCCGCGAUGAGAACAGCGAAGGCUUUAGCUGUCUGCUGUAAAGAUUAAGGCCCUGAACAACAGCGAUAAGAAAAAAAUACAAGUCAACAUCGUGCUAGCGCAAAACCACCAGAAGAAAUAUGUCUCGAACAGAAGAAGUCAACAAGAUGACGGAAAAUGUCUACAAGGGGAUUCUGGACCAGUUCAACCCCAGUCUGAAGAACUUUGUGACCAUGGGGAAGCACUAUGAGAAGGCCCUGACAGGAGUGACCGUGGCUGCUAAAGGGUACUUUGAUGCUCUGGUGAAACUCGGAGAGCUGGCCAGCGACAGCCAAGGCUCCAAAGAACUGGGAGACACGCUGUUUCAGAUGGCCGAGGUCCACAGACAGAUUCAGGUGCAGCUGGAAGACGUGUUGAAGCUCUUUCACUCUGAGCUACUCGCCCAGUUGGAACAGAAACUGGAAUUGGAUAUAAAAUACCUCACAGCCACUCUGAAGAAGUACCAGAGUGAGCGGAGGUCUAAAUCUGAGUCCAUCGAGCGCUGCCAGUCACAGCUGAAGAAACUCCGCAGGAAGAGCCAGGCCAGCCGCCACCCCAACAAAUAUGGAGACCGAGAGAUGCAGUUUGUGGAGCUGAUGAGUCGUCGCCAAGGAGAGCUGGACACGCUGGUUGCCUCGGGUUACAAGUCCGCGCUCACAGAGGAGAGGAGACGGUAUUGCUUCCUAGUGGACAGACAGUGUUGUGUCACCAAGCUGCUCAUCAACUACCACUCAAAGGUGAGAGAGCUUCUGUCCCAGAAACUCUCUUCUUGGCAGCAGUCAUGUUCUCAGCCCACAAAACUCCCAGAGCGCGCUCUGAAUCUGCUGCGUCACACUGCGCCUCAAGGCUCGGGGGCUGCCGGGAUCGCCGAGGUCCUCCGCCACACAAAGAUCGGCUCCGCUCAGCCGGAACAGAGGCUCUCUGUUCAAGAAGUGCCUCCUCUGUUGAAUGGGGACUCCGGUCGCUCCCAGCAGCGCUCGCUCCCCUCCUUCUCGCAGAGCGAAGCCGGUCCUCCUCAGGAUUCCCCCCAGACGCUCUGCUCUCUCUCCACCGGCAGAGCUGCUGGAGGCUCGUCACAAGGAGCGUCUCCCCUGCACAGCAGCACACCCGCUGACGCCUCAGCCAGCUCCCCCCCCGACAGCAGUGCCAGCGGCAGCCCUGCCGCGUCCACCCCCACCAGCUCCGGUGGCUCGGCCCUGCAAAGCUCCCUCCUCCUGGCCACCAACACGUCCAACCUCUCCCCGAGCCUCAUCCCCUCCACGGUGAUGUCGCUCAGCCAGAUGUCCUCGGCCGCCAGCCCCCUGCAGGGCAUGACCCUCCCCAUCGCCCACAGCGCUCCUCACAGCCCGCCGCUGCCCCACAGCGCUCCUCUCUCCAGGGCCAUGACUCCUGUGCAGCUGCUGCACCAACACGGGGGACCAGCAGGAAGCAACACUUUGUCCCCGUCACAUAACCCCUGGCUGCUGAAGACCGCCGACAUGUGUGCGACCGCUACCCUCCCGCUGCCGAGGAGACCCGGCAGUGAAACCCGGCAGGGCGGCUUUCAGGGUUCCAGUCUCCCCAGGACGCUGACUUUAUCCGAUCCUUCCCGCGUGGAGGCCAUGUUCCCUCACACCCCCGGUGCAUUGGAGACGGGCGGCUUAGGGGGCGGGGCUUGCUUACUGCACUUCCUGCCUGGUGACAACAUCACCCUGCUCAUCUCUGAGCCCAGAGACGGGUGGCAUUACGGUCAAAAUGAGCGAACCGGACGGAAAGGCUGGUUCCCUUUCUCCUACACUCAAUCCCACCACAGUAAGAUGGAUCACCUCGAGAGCUCUCUCUUCUUGUCGAAGGCGAACAGCACCAGCACGGGGCAGCUCGACAAGCUGGUGUCUGCAGGUCUGCCGGCCACCAAAUCAGAGGAGGAGCACUCCCUUCCUCCCCAGAGGGUCAGCACCUUCCGCCCCCGCCCGUACAGCAUGGCCGACAGCAACAAGAUCACUGCAGAAUUGGUCUCUCCACAACUGUCUCCAACCAGGGCCAAUCCGUUUGCUCACGUCCGACUCAGAAGAACUGUCACCAACGAUCGCUCGGCUCCCAUCAUCGAGUAAGAUUUGUUCCCACAGCAGCAGAAACAUUGUUCUCUGUGGUUCAUUAGGUCAUAAAACAUCAGGUUGAAUCCUGGAAGCAGUUAAUCGGUUGAUGUUAAUUCUUUGCUUUGGAUUUUCUCUUUGGCAAAUUAAUUAGACACAGAAUUUUCUUGUGCAGGAAUAGAACACCUUUAAAUCAAAGUAUAUCAUGUGUAAAGGUUGACUUGUUAUAAAUGUGACUACAAUCCAUUACAUUUUAGUUAGUGUAUAGGAAGAAACAAAAUCCCUUUGAUAUCUUCAAGUUCUGUUUGAUACACGGACAUGAAAAUCAAAUCUAGGUUUGCUUACUGAAACAGAAAUAGUGUUCAACUGUUCUUAGUUUAGUGGUUAAGAUCGACAUGAUGUAUCCUCCAGAUAACUAACACUUUUCCCGGCCUAUGAAAGAUGCCGCUGCUAGAUUUUAUUUCUCAACAUAACCUGGCUAUAGUUAUUUUUUGUGCCAUUUCAUAAAAGUUUCCUUUGUUGGGCUGAUCCGUGGACUGGCUCCUAAGAGCAGAUUGUGAACUUUUACUUUCACUUUUAUGGAGUUUUAUUAGAAAGAGGACAGGCUCCUACUCAAAAAGUGCUGUUACAAUAUUAUAUUGUUUCUUGGUUUCAGUGAAGAUGAACAUUGACAUUUAUUCAGAGUGAUUUUUCUAUUUUAAAACAUGGUUGUUUGGUUGAGAGAGACUUGAUGUAAUGAAAUUGGGGCAGAGUUUUUUUUACUCUAUGCUAAAUGACUGAACAUGGGAAAAGUCACUACAUAGAUUGUAUGUUUAUACCAGUUUACUCUAUACAAUCUGCUGCAUUAAAAAUAAUGUUUUGUAAUUCAAACGAUUGAUCAAUGUGAAGUGUGUAGAAAUACUUAUUUAAUACAGAGAGAGUCCUACAAAACAUUGAAACAGAAAAACGAAUGAGCUUGAAACUGAAAGUUAAGGUUGAACAUUUGGAAAGUGUUAUUACCGAAAGUAUUUGUUGUUAUUUUUAGAAAGUAUCAUAUUUUGGAAGGUUAGAGUGUUAAGAAUGAGAAACAUGGGUGCUAAGUCUUUCGAUUUGAUGUCUUCUUGAGUCCUGAUUCAGUCCUAAAUCUAAACUAGACAACAUCUAGGCUAGUUCAUUAUAGUUGUACAUUGACCAAUCAGACUGAGCAGAAUCUUCUAGAGGGAUCUGAAAGCCGAGAACGACGAUAGGAUUAAGUUUUAAGGGGGAAAUAUUUCUAUGAAGGUGAUGAAGAAUGUAUACUGGAAGUUGACCAACGUCUGAGCAAGUGCUCCUGGUAAAUCAGACACAUCCAAAGUAAAAUCCUGUAAAUCCUGUCCGCUUUAAAGAGGAAAACUUUGUAUUUGUACAAACUGAAAUGCUUAAUGUUCCUGUUGUAACUACCUUGAGUUUCUGUAAUAUUUUAGUACUUUGGAUAUUCAAGAUCCCCAUAACAGAAAAUGUAUUACUUUAAGUAGUACGGCAUCAUUAUUAAUGGUGACAGUAGAAUGAUAGCGCUAAUGCUUAUUCAUGCUUGUAAAUAGGGCUUAAAACAUGUGUGAUGGUAUGACUUUUAUUUGACUUAUUUUUAUAACUACGUAUAUUUCACUUUGGUGGACAUUGUGACUUUGUAAAAGCUGCAUGCACAGUAAACUUCCAUGCCAAUAUCAUUUUUACAAAUAAACUUUUCUCUCCAACUCUGAACAGGAAAUGACAGAGUUAGUAUGUAAUAAGAUGUUAUUCGCUUGCAUGGGUCCGAAUACGUUUUAAAGUCAGAAUAGUGAUGAAAUAUCAUUGCUUUUUUCACAGUCAGUGGAUGUAGUGUAUUGGUGAGUCAUAAAAUAAGAGUUUGGCCAGAGUUUGGGGCAAAAAACUUUUUCCCGUAGAAUAUUACAAAUUGUUCAGAAAUGUAAAUGUAGUGUAUUUACAACAAUUUAUCUCAAUGCUGUAAUAGGUUGUAAGAAAUACAUUAGUUUAAAAAUGUGCUAAACUACUAAAUAUGCAAUAACCGGAAAUGUUGUAAAUAAGAAUUAUGUGUAGCUGUGCAUUGGCAUCUGCAGAAGGAACCUUUUAUAAAAAUAUCGUACUAAAUACAGGAACUUUUGCAAAGUCCAUAACUCCUCUUCCAAAGUGAAAUAUCACCUUGCAACCCAUUUUACACCAUUCCUAGGUUUAGUCAUUCAGUCUGUUCUCUGAAUUGCAUCAAAAUCAAAUCCUGGAGACUAGAGAUGUGAUGAUGAGUACUGUGGAGAAAGACCAUUUUAAUCCGAAAAAAAAUGAAUUUUGUGAAAUAAAAAGUUCUAUGAAGGAAA
Gasterosteus aculeatus aculeatus (three-spined stickleback) is the source of this 4549-nucleotide messenger RNA. RefSeq names its product BAR/IMD domain-containing adapter protein 2. NCBI's taxonomy places the organism in Eukaryota, Metazoa, Chordata, Actinopteri, Perciformes, Gasterosteidae. The record is from RefSeq and is a predicted model, not a curated record. Gene Ontology annotation, molecular function: cytoskeletal adaptor activity; protein binding. Gene Ontology annotation, cellular component: nucleoplasm; cytosol. Gene Ontology annotation, biological process: plasma membrane organization; actin filament bundle assembly; actin crosslink formation.